Messenger RNA from Bombus pyrosoma, 2041 nucleotides. RefSeq names its product dnaJ homolog subfamily B member 13-like. Gene Ontology annotation, molecular function: protein-folding chaperone binding. The record is from RefSeq and is a predicted model, not a curated record. Lineage: Eukaryota; Metazoa; Arthropoda; Insecta; Hymenoptera; Apidae. The coding region runs from base 953 to 2041 and encodes 362 amino acids. The transcript has 8 exons. Gene Ontology annotation, cellular component: cytosol.
GACCAGCGAUCACGCCCGCUCGAGCGAUCGCGCUCUGCAAGAUCGAUCGCCUGGAUAGCUCGCGACUCUGUUCGCGCAUCGCCUUCCGCAGCCUCGCCUCCUUCGGAUUGUACACGUAAUCUGUCAAACAGCCAUAAUCAAACAUAAGACAGACACCAUUUGAUCGAUCCUAAGCGUACUUUUCAAGGAAAAUCCGCGUGACGUUCGCAACGACGGGAGGCUCUCGUUUUCUCGAGCAACCGAGCAUCGCGUCGAUGCGAUGGCGGAUCGAUGACCGACGAUCGUUACACACUACACACAGAGGGAAGAGAGAAAGAGAGAGGGGGGACACUCCUCCCCCGCGUGUCUUUGGCUCGAUAUGCCCGCUGGAUGCACAAGCCUCGACAUUUUGACGGCUUCCCUUGGAGCGACCGUGCGUCACCCCUCUUUUUCCCUGUCACGCGUACGAUGCAGUCGCGCAGAUGCACGCUAGUCCGCUUGCCCGCGUCCUCGGACGCUCGCGCAGAACAUAUCGACACUUUCCGGUGAUCUUAAUUGACCACUCGGCUUGUUCGCUACGCGUUGGUCCGCCGUCGAUUGCGCGACUACCGUUUAGCGGUUCAAAAUCAAUUCAGAAGCAUCCAUGGUGCCUUCCCUUUCAUAUGGAGUACCAAUGAAUAGCUAUUAAAUAAUGGUUCUGUGUUCAACAAUAAAUGUCGGUCAUGAGACGUUUAAUAAUUACAAAAGCUAACACACGAGUGCAGAUUGUACUCCGUUGUCGAGAGGGGCGCGUUGGUUGUUGAAAACACUUGAAAAAUCGUUGCGAAACGAUACAUUUUUCUCCCUUCUAUUUUUUCGGCCUUCUUAAAUGACAUCAGCCAUGAAUUCAUAACAGAAGAUAGUCGUGUGUUUGUUUUAAUUUUAAAUGGGAUAAUUUUGAAAGUAUUGGUAGAAAUAAAAAAUAAGGAAUAUCAUGUCAUGCGAUGAAGCUUGUUCGUGUAAUAAACGUGGUAUAGAUUACUAUGGCGUACUAUCGUUGAAAAAAGACUGCGACGAUUUGGAGAUCAAAGCUGCAUUUCGACGCUUAGCGAUACGAUAUAACCCUAAAAGAGCGAAAGAUGAAUGUUUAUGUACUAUUUUCGCCUUAGUAGCCGAAGCAUACGAUGUGCUUUCAGAUCCCCUUAAAAGAACCAUAUACGAUCAAUUCGGCGAGGAAGGCCUUAAAAAUGGUGUGCCUGGAGCCGAAGGAUUUAUUCAACCGUAUACUUAUCACGGAGAACCGAUGAGAACGUAUAGGGAGUUCUUCGGUACCGAAAGUCCUUAUGCUGAUCUACUCUACGUACUAGCGCAGUCUUCGUCUCUGCUCGAAUUUCCCGAGGGGCGGGGUAUAAAGCGCAAGGAAGAACCUCUGAUAAAAACCUUGUACCUAACCCUACUGGAGGUCUUUCUUGGAGGGAUAAAGAAAAUGAAGAUACAAAGAUUAGUAUUGGUAGGGGAUGAUAAGACUAAGACAGUGACGAAGGAAAAAAUUUUAACGAUACCCAUUAAACCAGGCAUUCCGACGGGAACGAGGAUAGUGUUCCCAGAGGAAGGUGACCAAGGACCCACAAAAAUUCCUGCGGAUGUAAUCUUCAUCACGGAGGACCGGCCUCACGAGACCUUCCGAAGAGAGGGCUCUGACUUGCACAUGACGGUCGAUAUCUUUCUGCGAGAGGCACUGACCGGAACAGUGGUCACCGUCAACACGCUCGACGACAGAACCCUUCGAAUACCACUAACGUCUGUCAUCACACCAGAUUACAAGAAAUACGUACCUGGCCAAGGAUUGCCGCUGCCGGAAAGUCCGAAGAAAAGAGGAAGUCUAGUCAUAUCGUUUAAUAUUGAAUAUCCGGUAUAUUUGCCGGUAUCAAAUAAAAAUUACAUUAAACGAGCGUUUGAUGCGUCCGCAGAUAUCAAAGAUACGGAAUACGUUCAUCGUCUUAUAUUGGCCAAUAAAAUGCGUAGAAACGUGGAUUUUGAUGUUCCUAUACGUCGAAAUACCGACGAUUAUGAAGCAAAAUAA